Molecule: messenger RNA, 835 nt
Organism: Solanum verrucosum
Lineage: Eukaryota; Viridiplantae; Streptophyta; Magnoliopsida; Solanales; Solanaceae
Product: cytochrome b5
Exons: 6
Coding region: 55-744 (229 amino acids)
Cellular component (GO): intracellular membrane-bounded organelle; membrane
Molecular function (GO): heme binding
Source: RefSeq, a predicted model, not a curated record
CUCCCAAUUUGUAAAUCUGUCUUCAAUUGAUUAGUAAUUUGUUAGCCGGAAGCAAUGGUGAUGACAAACUUCACUGGAACCGGUAUCGGUUUUGGUGCUGGCAUUGGUUGCGGAUUCGGUGUAGGAUGGGGUUUCGGAGGCAUGCCUUUGAAUUUCUUGGGUCUUGGUGUAGGUGGCGGCUGUGGGAUUGGAGUAGGCCUCGGAUGGGGAUUUGGCUCUGCCUUUGGUAGCCAGUACAGGAACUCUAGAGUUACAUUUGACGGCACAGAUUUUAUCAAUAAGGAGCAUAGUGAAGAAAGAGAUUCAAAAGAUCUAGCCAAAGGCACUCCUCAAGUUGCACAACACAAGUCAAAGCAAGAUUGCUGGAUCAUCAUCCAUGGCAGAGUAAUAGACGUUACGAAGUUUCUGGAAGAACAUCCUGGAGGAGAAGAAGUGUUGAUUGAAUCAGCUGGAAAGGAUGCAACUAAAGAAUUUGAAGAUAUUGGACAUAGUAAAGCUGCCAAGAACUAUAUCUUGAAAUACCAGAUUGGAUAUCUUCAAGGCUAUAAAAUCCAAGAUGAUGAUGAUGAUAAUUUGUUUACUGAUUCCUACAAAGAACCAAUGAAGGCAAAAGAAAUUGAAGCUUUUGUGAUCAAACAAAACUCCAAGCCCAAGCAUUUGGUUUUUGUUGAGUAUUUUGUGCCUUUCUUGGCUGCUGCAUUCUUCCUGUAUUAUCGAUAUCUCAAUGGAGCUCUCCAGCUUUGAACUCCCACAACAAAGGGAUUAUCAUAUGAUUUUCAUUGAUAUUUAGUGUUUUAUUUCAACCUUCAAAAAGGGGAAAACCCCAUACAUUGAU